Messenger RNA from Castor canadensis (American beaver), 1914 nucleotides. RefSeq names its product LTO1 maturation factor of ABCE1 (gene Lto1). The record is from RefSeq and is a predicted model, not a curated record. NCBI's taxonomy places the organism in Eukaryota, Metazoa, Chordata, Mammalia, Rodentia, Castoridae.
UCCUCGCGGGCUGCUUACGGUGCAGCGUGGGCAGAGGGGCAGGAGCGGGCCGGGCUGUCGCCAUGGCUGGGAGUCAGGACAUGUUUGAUGCCAUCGUGAUGGCGGAUGAGAGAUUCCAUGGGGAAGGAUAUCAGGAGGGCUAUGAAGAAGGCAGCAGUUUGGGUAGAAUUGAAGGAAGACAAUAUGGCGCAUUACAUGGAGCCAAAAUUGGAUCUGAGAUCGGGUGCUAUCAAGGUUUUGCUCUUGCAUGGAAGAGUCUCUUGCAUGGUAGUGCCGGUGAGAAAGACAGCAGGAAGAUGAAGGUCUUGGAGUCAUUGAUUGGGAUGAUUGAGAAAUUCCCCUAUGACGACCCCACGUACGAUAGACUGCAUGAAGACCUUGACAGCAUUAGAGGGAAAUUUAAACAGCUUUGUUCACUACUCAAUGUGCAGCCGGACUUUAAAGUUACUGCAGAAGGUGCUGGACUUUCAUUUUGAGGAUGACAGCUGAACAAAGAAACAUCAGGGAACAGAUGUCUGCAUAUUAAGUGAUCAAAGAUGUGACUAGAGGCAAAACAAUGAGGGUACGUGCUGUUCUGUAGGGAGGGUCCCAGGGUGGCCUUCUUCCCUGGAGGUUUUCUGCUGGGUCACUGGGGUGGUCCACGCCUCUCCACCUGGACCUGCCCCUUGCCAGGCCUGCCCCCCACAGACAGGAUUGACAUGAAAUAGGGUUUGGGAAGUCAUGAUGGGUCCUUGCACAUCUGUUGAGCCUUCUCUGCAGCAGGCACUGUGCUGUGGCCUGCUUGAUUUCAUCCCUUUGAAAGCUGGGGAGGUGGGUGCUGCUCCCAUGGACCAGAGGAGGAGACAAACUCACAGGGAUUGCCCGGUCCAAGGUGUCCAGCAGCAGAGCUAGGGCUCCCCCCAUGCCCACAUCCCACAGUACUGCUUAUGCAGCGCUAGCAUAGCUGUGAUCCUGCCCUCCACUGCAGGUGGCCUGGGUUCCUGCUGUCUGUCACGGAGCCCUGAGGGUCUGCUGGGUUCAGUUUGGACAUUGGCUGAGAGUAAGAGAGCCCAGUUUGGUCCUGAGGGAGCCUGGGUAAGCCCUUUAGUCUGUCUUCAAAUGAGGGCCAAGCUGUGCAGCACUAAGAGCCCAGUAAGGGGAAAUACCGCAACCCAUAGACUAGGUGGUAGGCUGCACUGCAUGUGCAGAAGCUGUGGGGCCUCAGCUUUGAGAGGUGGUCUUCCAGUGGGAGCUCUUCUGUCUGUCUCCGUUGGUACCUGAAGGUGUCACACGUGCUGAGCGACUUAGUGGACCGAUGGGAUGGCAUGGGAUGCUGAUUCAUUGUCCCUCGGGCAUCUCCAGGGUUGAAAUAGACUGGCCGCCCCCACUUCCUGUUCGGCAGUGUCUGACUGCUGCAGCGAGAUGAUGGGGUCACCAUGAUGCAUGCCAGUUUUGUUUGCUUUUGACACAGAGUCUGACUGUGUAGCCCAGGCUGGCCUGGACCUCGUAAUCCUUCUGCCUCAGGCUCCCUAGUACGGGGAUUACAGAUGCACACCUGCAAUGCAACAGGGUUUUAUUGUUGGUACUGGAUAAGCAGGUGUGUCACCAUUUGCACCAUGUCCCCAGCCUGUGGACAGCAGUUUUGAACAUUGCUCCCGAACAUCUUGAUCGAGUGGGCUACUGGCAGGCCAUGUGGCAGUCCGUCCGUCUGUCCACCACCUGCCUGCUAGAAGCCAUGAGGACCACACCUUCUCCCUCACAGGGGCGCCUGGUGAUGGGCUGGGAGAAGGCAUCGGGCUGUGAACUCGUCUGCAGGUUGAGGAAGGCUGCUCCACUGCUGCCUCCAGUGCCUGCAUUGGAAGAAUGCUUUCCUUGGUGGAUUCUUGCAUUUUCUAAGUUAUAAGUUACCAGGUUUGAUAAUGUGUUAUUUUUCUA